Messenger RNA from Colletotrichum gloeosporioides, 831 nucleotides. RefSeq lists its product as uncharacterized. The transcript has 2 exons. The record is from RefSeq and is a predicted model, not a curated record. NCBI's taxonomy places the organism in Eukaryota, Fungi, Ascomycota, Sordariomycetes, Glomerellales, Glomerellaceae. The coding region runs from base 1 to 831 and encodes 276 amino acids.
AUGGCCGGUGCGUUGAUGUUCGUUGUCUAUGGUGACCCUGUGUCAGGGCGAAGCCCAACUGUGAGCAUACGUACCGUGCCGGGCCAUGGCCAUACACCGCCACGACCUGUGAUGGCCGAUGAUGCUGGACAAGCGGAUGUUCGAAUCAUGCGAUCGCAAUGGCUGCAAGUCGAUAAUGCGAAAAAUGAGCCCACCUUCGUUGCCUCCAUGGGUGCCGUCUGCUACGGAUGUUCGUUAUGGCCGGGGUCACGAAUCGACAUCUCGGACACAUCGCAGCCAUGGAUAUGGGCAUGGAAUGACCACCAAGAUAUGGCCCGCGUCGAAUAUUCCAAUGAAGCCAGUCUCGAAGUCCACAACUUUGGUGCCGGUGGUUGGGGGCUUUUCUACGUCGACAUGAAGAGUUCGACGAGCCACGAAGCUUCUCUACCUCAACUGAAGCAGGGCGUUGCAACCAUUGGAUCUUCAACGUUCCCUGUCGCGGCAUCCAAAUUCACUUCGACUGCUCCAGAUUCGUCCUCGGGCAGCUCAAACUUCCUCAUUGCGCUUGGUGAAUUCAGCCUCAGCCUUGGUCUUGUUCACUUGCAUGCGUUUCUAAUGGGGACGGCAUUCUUGUUCCUGUUCCCCAUGGGUGUGGUGGCAAUUCUUUCUGGGUCGCGUAAUGCGUUUCGGUUCCACUGGGUCCUGCAGGCAACAGCAACAAUGUUCGCGGGCCUAGGUGCGAUCGUAGGGCUAAUCAUGAGUGGCAGACAGCCUUCUGCUGCGGUUCAUCAGAUAGUCGGCAUUGCCAUCGUGCUGGCGUUUGACGAGGACAGUGACGAGGAUGGUAAAUAA